Molecule: messenger RNA, 3336 nt
Organism: Laccaria bicolor S238N-H82
Lineage: Eukaryota; Fungi; Basidiomycota; Agaricomycetes; Agaricales; Hydnangiaceae
Exons: 6
Coding region: 1-3336 (1111 amino acids)
Source: RefSeq, a predicted model, not a curated record
AUGGCGAAAAAGAAGACCACGCCAACAAAGUCGAGGAAGCGCCAAGCAUCAAACGCUGACGAGCAGCCAGUCAAACGCAGCCGACGCAGGCAGAACGACGACAACGACGACAAGCAAGAAGAUUCCGACCAGUGGGCCGACGAGGAGCAGACCACAAAGACCAAAGGAAGGGCAGGAAAGGGGGAAAGCGAGGGCGGGCGAAGGCACCUGCCCAAAGCCGACGACUCGACCCCUGCUCAGCCCAUGCUCACUUCCGCUACCCAACGCCACCAGGCUGCCAAACCACGUGGUGGCCCCAAUGAAACCAAUGAUGACAACCACCCCCUCCAAGAUACAAACAGCGAUGACAUGAACGGACCCAACAAAGACGAAGAACCAAACAAAGACCAAGAAACCGAAGACACCCAGCAUGACAACGACAACAACAACAACCAGCACGACGAACAGGACGACGAACGGCACGACGAACAACACGACGAACGGCAUGACAACACCGGGAGUGCCACCUGUCCACACACCAAGCGUGCCCAUGUCAGCACCAACACCCCCAGCACCAAUGCUGCCACGCGUCAGCGGGCCACGCCCACCAACGCCAGUACCAACACCCCCAGCACCAACACCGCCACACGUCAGCGCGAUGUGCGCGCCAACAUAAUCAACACAACCCCACACCAGCGUGUCGCGCCUGCCAACGUCAACACCAGCACCAUCAGCACCAAUGUGGCCACACGUCAGCAUGCCGCGUCCACCACGUGCAUGGUCAUGGGGAAGCCCAACACUAACGUAGAUAGCCAACGUAAUGCAGAUAAGAACAACACAGAUACAGUUAUGGCUAGUCCACCAAAAGGGACAAUUCCUGCAUAUGGCUCAUCACGUUCGACUGGUGGAAUCUUCCGGGGAAAAGCUCUGGGCAAUUCCAUUAACAUCGGUGAUGCUGUUGAAGUCUGGGAGGAGAUGGAUGUUUUUAGAGAGGGUCUAGCUCAGAAACCAGUCAAGGGAAAGAUUCACUUCUACAUCUCAAACCUCAAUCCACCCGAUAUUGACAUCACCAAGUCCUCUUUUAUUGCCAAUGUCUCUGAUAUCAGCAAGUGUGAAACCAUUCAAGAUGUUAUUGGUUGUGGAUCCCGAGACUAUUCACCUAUUCGACAACCUGCCUAUCGCCUCUUCAAAUAUGAAGAAGAGGGCUGGAGUGUCCAAGGACACUAUGAAUCAAUCAUGAAGCGCAAACCAACAGAUGAAGACUAUGUAGAGUGGUUGGAUGAUGAGCAGAACAGAAAGAUUAUUCGUAUUUUGGGUACUACAUUUGAUCCUAGUCUCUCAGUAUCUUUGCCUGGAUUUACAGGCCAUCUUGGUUCUAGCAUUGGGUCUCGUUCUGUAUCUGCACACUCUGGCUCUCGUGCAGGCUGUCGUAUUACAUCUGCUGGUCAUUCUUCAUCCACUGUCGAACAAGGUUCAUCUCUAGGUCACUGGUUCAUUGGAAAAGACAAACUGUCUCCAGCAUUGAGAAACCGUCUUGUUGAAGAGCUUAAUCUCAAUGCUAAUUAUACAAAUUGUUCAGCUACAGGCCUGUGCUUUGCCUGGGGACGAUAUUUAGAAUGUACUGCAGCUCUUGCACGGGCCAAAGAAAUGGUAGCAGUUGGAAGUUGGCCAUCUGACAUUCCUGCUUUUACGGAAUGGAUGGUAAUUGAAGUCUUCAUUGGGAGGUCAACUUGGUAUGCCAACUAUGUUCCAGCCUUUGGAGCAAUUGCAGACGAAGAAACAGCCUUUCCUGAAAUGAGGGACUGGUUGGAUAGUCCACCAGAUCAAGUCCUUCGAUCUGAUACUGAGCAUCUUUGGGGUAUUCGGGAUCAGCUGUCUUUUACUAUGGAGGAAAUAAAGAAGUGGCAGGACAACGGUGGAACUUUGGACAAAAAUUAUAGUCCAACUCCUAGUCCAGAACUAGAUGGCUCAUCAAAAGGAAAGGGCAAGGGAAAGGUUAAGGCUCAGUCAAAGUCUCACAAGAAAUUGAAAUUUGUAGUGUCUCUUGGCUCUCUUGGUUUCACCAUCAUAUGCACUUUAUUCUCUCUUUUGAAAGGCUUUACUUCCACUGUGACUGCUUUCUCAUUUAUGACAAUUGUAGUGUCUCUUGGCUCUUUUGGUUUCACCAUCAUAUGCACUUUAUUCUCUCUUUUGAAAGGCUUUACUUCCACUGUAACUGCUUUCUCGUUUAUGACAAGGCUAUGCAUUAUUCUUGCCUUUGUGCCUUUGGUCUCUGCAGCUCCCAAAACACAGCCAUUUCCCAAUCUGCCAUUCAAAGUUUUCAGUGGAUUUGUAGAACAAACAUUUGGUCCAAAUAUAUCAUUGGCUACAGUGCUUCUUCUCUUAUUUACAAUGACUGAAAAUCCUGAAUUGCUCAGUCUACAUGCCCGCCAACAGCAUCCAGCUGAGGGUGAAAAUAAAACUGUAGCUUCUGGAUGGAUUCGUUCUUUGUCACGUGCUAUAAUGCACCGAUUGAAGGAUGAUAUUAAAACAGUGCUUCGUCCUGGAGAAUAUCGGCCAAAGCAAAAUCACCAAGUCACAAAAUUGUCUAUCAAACUUGAUGCAUUUGCAAACUUAUUGAAUCUUACCCCAUAUGACCAUUGGGGAAAGUUCAAAGAGAGACUGCAGCCAGUUUCCUAUAUUGCAAUUCGAGCAGUUCAUGCUAUUUGUCCUGAUAGCAUUACUUGUGUUGAUCAAUGGUGUGCUUCUAGAGCUCUUUUGCAAACAACCAGACCAAGAGAUGUCCCAUUGGUUACCUUAAUCAAAGACAAUAUUCCUUAUGAGGAUGUUCCUGUUCUAACAGGCAAAUGCAUGCAAUGUGGUGCUAUCUAUUAUGCAGAUCAUGAGCGCUUUAAAGAUAACUAUGGUUCUUGGACCAAGUGCUAUCUAAAUUCUGCACGAUUCCUAAAGAUAGGACAGUCUACUUGGGUUGACAGAAAUUUUACACACUCUGUUCUUAGUGGAGUGUAUAAUUUCCAUGCAUCAGCCUCUGCAUAUACACAGCAUUGGAAUGAUUGUGCUUCAGUUACUGACUCCAAGGUCCAAGUUACCCGGCGUCAUAUUUGGCAGGCUUUUGUUCAGGAAUCAAUCAGAACAAUUGCAAGUGUGAAUAGCAACAAUUUGGAGUUGCCUGACAACUUGAACAUUGAAGAAGUUGAGCUCUUUACACUCCCCCACCUAUUCCUACUGGACUCCUACUGGAAUCCCGGACUCCUACUGGAUUCUACUAGGACUCCAGCCAAUUUCAUAUCGCCUAAACACCAUACAAAUUUUGCAUCUCAGUCCUACUGGAGUCCUAGUAGAUUCCUACUGGAAUGA